This is a messenger RNA of Acipenser ruthenus (sterlet), 3636 nucleotides long. RefSeq names its product ubiquitin carboxyl-terminal hydrolase 4-like. NCBI's taxonomy places the organism in Eukaryota, Metazoa, Chordata, Actinopteri, Acipenseriformes, Acipenseridae. Gene Ontology annotation, biological process: protein deubiquitination. The record is from RefSeq and is a predicted model, not a curated record. Gene Ontology annotation, molecular function: cysteine-type deubiquitinase activity. The transcript has 22 exons. The coding region runs from base 111 to 3239 and encodes 1042 amino acids.
UUGUGUAGUGCAAGUCGUGCGCGCGCCCCGUGUCUGUGUGCGUGCUGGCUCCCGAUGCUCGUAUUUCCCGUUGACCCGCGUUCCCGCGGCCCCGAUUCAUACACUGCGCGAUGGCGGAGGGAGGCGGAUCCGAACCGGGUAGCGGGGUCGAGCCCGACUCCGAACCGGUACCUGUACAGGCACCUAUACCUGCUUCCGACAUCCAAAAACAAAUUGUGGGAGCCUUGCUUAAAACUCAGCUCCGCAAGGGCGACAAAUGGUUUCUGAUUGAUAGUCGCUGGUUUAAGCAAUGGAAGAAGUAUGUGGGCUUUGACAGCUGGGACAUGUACAAUGUGGGGGAGCAAACGUUGUAUCCUGGGCCCAUUGAUAAUUCAGGGCUAUUCUCAGACCCCGAGGAGCAGACUCUGAAAGAACACCUAAUAGACGAGCUAGACUAUGUUCUGGUGCCUACUGAGGCCUGGCACAAGCUCAUGAGCUGGUAUGGCUGUGUGGAAGGACAGCGACCCAUUGUCAGAAAGGUAGUAGAGCACGGGAUGUUUGUAAAACACUGUAAAGUGGAAGUCUAUCUCCUGGAGCUCAAUCUCUGUGAGAACGACAACAUGGAUGACUUGGUGAAACGGCAUUUCAGCAAGGCUGAUACCAUAGACACAAUUGAAAAGGAUAUGAGGGCAUUGUUCAAUAUCUCUGCUGACAAAGAGAUCCGGCUGUGGAACAAGUAUAUGAGCAACACUUACGAACAGCUGAACAAGCCGGACAGCACUGUGCAGGACGCUGGGCUCUUUCAGGGACAGGUGCUCGUGAUAGAAAAAAAGAAUGAAGAUGGCACAUGGCCUAGGCAAGCAAGCUACACAAAAUCCAGCACGGCCACCUCCAGGAAUUUAACUACCUCCUCGAAGCUUCCAUCCAACUCCAGUGCCACCAUCUCCUCUACCAUAACCAAUGGAGACAGUAAUAACUCCAGCUACACACUGAACAACAGCACCAGCUCCAAUAACAAGGUGGGUGGGUACAGUUCCUACAGCUCAUCAUACAGCUACCGAGAACCCCAGACACAGCCUGGCCUCUGUGGGCUCAGCAACCUGGGCAACACCUGCUUCAUGAACUCUGCUUUGCAGUGCCUGAGUAAUGCAGCCCCCCUGACAGAGUAUUUUCUCCAGGAUGAGUACGAGGCAGAGAUAAACCGGGAUAACCCCCUGGGAAUGCGAGGCGAGAUCGCUGAAGCCUAUGCAGACCUGGUCAAGCAGAUGUGGUCUGGGCGCUGCAGCUAUGUAGCACCCAGGAUAUUCAAGACCCAGGUGGGCCGCUUUGCCCCCCAGUUUUCAGGAUACCAGCAGCAGGACUCCCAGGAGUUGCUGGCCUUUCUGCUGGACGGGCUUCAUGAGGACCUCAACCGUGUCAAAAAGAAGCCCUACUUGGCACUGAAGGAUGCUGAGGGAAGGCCAGAUGAGAUAGUGGCGAAGGAAGCCUGGACAAAUCACCGGCUUCGUAAUGACUCCAUCAUUGUGGACACCGUUCACGGACUCUUCAAGUCCACUCUAGUGUGUCCUGAGUGCGCCAUGGUCUCGGUCACCUUUGACCCUUUCUGCUACCUCACGCUGCCACUGCCCAUGAAGAAGGACCGCACCAUGGAGGUGUUCUUGGUGCGCGCAGACCCCCAGUCCAGGCCCAUGCAGUACAGGGUAGUGGUCCCCAAGCUGGGCACUGUGGCUGAUCUAUGCACCACGCUGUCGAAACUGUCUGGCGUCCUAGCUGACAACAUGGUGGUAGCAGAUGUGUACAAUCACCGGUUCCAUAAAAUCUACCGCCGUGAUGAGGGACUGAAUCAUAUCAUGGACAGAGACGAUAUAUUUUUGUAUGAGGUGGAGGAGUUGGAAGGGGAGCAAGUCAGCCUGCCUAUAUACUUCAGGGAGAGGCGUAUGAAGCACAUAGGCUCCUCCACAGGCACUGUCCUGUUUGGGCAACCCCUUCUCAUCUCGUUCCCCAAGCAGAACCUCACUGUGGACUUGUUGUACGAAAGGGUGCUGGAGAGAAUUGGCCGCUAUGUGAAAAGCACGCAGGUCACAGGUUGUGAGGGGAAAGCCACUGCAGCAGCUGGCAGUAGCAGUGCAAGUGGACGGAGCAGCACUAGCAGUAGCAGCAGCAGCCCCACUAGCCAGGCUGCAGAGUCAGCAGGGUGCCCCAGCCAGGCAGCAGAGCUGGGAGUGUGUGGUUGUGAACCAGCAGAGGCACCAUCGUGCAGUGGGGGACCCACAGAGGCAGCCAGCAGCAGCAGACAACAUUCCCAGGCAGGGACCAGCAAUGGACCGAAUGGGGUGUGUGAAGGAGAAGAUGAGGAGAUGGAACACCAGGAGGUAGCCAGGCCAAACCAAGAUAUUCUCAUAGAACCUGGUAACGGCCAAUCAGAGGGCUUUGUCAGGGAAGAGGAUUGCGAGGACCCAGAAAAUGUGUCUAUCGCUGGCAUCCAAAAAACUUCAGCCAAGUCAGCUAACUGUCCGGCAAAGCUGUUCACUUUCAGUAUGGUGAACUCGUAUGGCACAGCUGACAUCAGCUCACUUACCAGCGAUAACACAGUCCUCAAACUCAACGCACAAUCCACAGUUGCGAUUGACUGGGAUUCCGAAUCUAAGAAGCUAUACUAUGACGACCAGGAGGCAGAGGCUUAUGAGAAACAUGAGAGCAUGUUGCAGCACCAGAAGAAGGCGGCGACAGUGGCCCUGAGAGACUGUAUCGAGCUCUUUACCACCAUGGAGACGCUUGGAGAACAUGACCCCUGGUAUUGCCCCACCUGCAAGAAGCACCAACAGGCCACAAAAAAAUUUGAUCUGUGGUCGCUUCCACGCAUUCUGGUUGUCCAUCUGAAACGUUUCUCUUAUAACCGCUGCUGGAGAGACAAGCUGGAUACUGUGGUAGACUUCCCAGUCAGGGACUUGAACAUGUCUGAGUUUGUCUGUGACCCAAAGGCAGGGCCCUACAUAUAUGACCUCAUCGCUGUUUCCAACCACUAUGGAGGGAUGGGUGGUGGGCAUUACACCGCCUAUGCCAAGAACAAGGCUGAUGAGAAAUGGUAUUACUUUGAUGACAGUAGUGUCUCCUCUGCCUCAGAGGAUCAGAUUGUGACAAAGGCAGCAUACGUGCUGUUUUACCAGCGUCGGGAUAACGAGUCGGUCCAGAGCACGCCCUCCUCGGCCUCUGUGGGCAAAGCUCCAGAGGAGGGGGAAGACAGAAUGGACACCAACUGAAGGGGCCAGGGACCCAGGGACCCGGGGACGUGAACUGCUUGCAAAGACAAACACCCUCGCGCGCACACACAUGCAUACUCACUCACUCGCAUACAUACAUACAUACAUACAUACAUACAUACAUACAUACAUACAUACAUACAGACUCUGUACUGAGUCAACACACAUGUAAUACAGGUUACCCAGAUGUAUAAAUGACCUGCAUCUUUACCCAUGUUUAACUAUCUAUAAAUGUAGAUAUGCACAUAUUUUCAUUUGUAAACAAUUCUAAGAUAAACUCAUUUUUAAAUUGUUGUUAAAUUUAUAUAUCACAUUUCUAGAGCCACACUGCCAAUCCAUGUUAGUCUUGCUCUGGGGAUGUGAUUUUACAUUUAAAAAAAAAAAAAAAAACAUUAAA